Messenger RNA from Scheffersomyces coipomensis, 3103 nucleotides. RefSeq lists its product as uncharacterized. Bases 219 to 2873 code for a protein of 884 amino acids. The record is from RefSeq and is a predicted model, not a curated record. The transcript has a single exon. Lineage: Eukaryota; Fungi; Ascomycota; Pichiomycetes; Serinales; Debaryomycetaceae.
UUAAUUAAACCCAAAAAAGGGAAGACGAUGUGACAGGAUCAAACUGAUAAAGACAGUGGAGGUCAACCAAUUCAUCAUCAAUCCGUUGAUCAAUCCAUCAAACGAUACAGAUUGGAACCUGAUAUCAAUAAGAUCACUACUGGGUCUACUACUGCUACUUUGACCGCUUGUUGGGCGAAAUAAUUCAUCAUAUCUUCAUAUCUUUACUGUUUUCAAUUAUGGCAGAUGUUGCAAAAGCAAAGCAGGUGCUUGAUAUGCUCAUACAGAACUUCAAUGAUCCUAUGUCUGAUCUGAAUUUCUACUUGCAGUAUAGUAUAAUACAUACCAUUCUAAUGUAUGGUGAUAUUCCUUUAUCUUUACGUAAGGGGGAUGAAGAAUUUUUACAACUUAUUCAUGACUAUAUGUAUAAAUUUAUCCAUGAAGCUGUUAGAUCAGUUGAACAAGUUUAUCAAAAGAAUAAAAUCUUAUUAUUGUUUUAUUGUUCAUCAUAUGUGAAUUUUCUUUAUCCUGAUUUUGAAACUCUGUAUUGGCCACAAUUGAUGAAAUUAAAUUUCAAUGUCCCAGAUUUUGAAUUGAUUGAUGUGUUAAUUAAACGAGCUUGUACAGUUAAAGUGAAUAUUAAAUCGAGUUGGUUAUGUUCAAAGAUCCUUGUUAACUGUAUAGAUCCUAACACUGGCUAUGUUAAUCAAAAGAUAGCCCGACUUUUUAAACAACUGAUUACACCAUCUCAAAUAAAAUCACUUUUAAAUUUGAAUGAUGAUUUUACCAAUAACAAUUAUUUGAUAGAAUUAAUCAUGAAAUUAGGUUUGAAAGAACAAAAGUAUCUCGGAUUUGCUGAUGUGGAUCUUCAAAAUGAAUUAAUUGCAAAACCAGUACUUAAAGCGGGAGAUUAUAGAAUUUGUAAAUUUUUAAAUUUAAUAAAUCCAAGUUUUAAAGGGGUAUUUCAAAUUAGAUCAUUAGUAUGUUCAACAGUUCCAAAAUUAAAUUGUUCAUUAUCCAAUUCUCAACUUUGUUUUUUACAAAUCUUAAAUUCUUCCAUAGUUGUAUUAUGGGUUCAAGCAGAUCCAAAAUUUGAAAUAUUAACUCCAUAUUAUUUCAAUUUGAAAUCUUUAUCAUCCAUAAAAAAACUUGAUAAUGAAAUCAAAUUACAAUUCAAUAGAAUAAAACCAACUAAGAAUUCUUUAAAACAACCUUUGAAUCCAAGUAUUAGCCCUGAUUACCAAUUUGCACAAACUAUUGAUAUAUUUAUUUAUUUACAUAAUCCAAAGCUUGUUACUUCAUUGGUUCAUCAUUUUGUUACCCUUAUAAAAUUCUUUGCUAUUAAACAAGGUGAAGUAACAAAAAGAAAAAUUUCACUUGCAGAAUUACAAACUCAAUCAAAGACAAGGCAAGCUUCACCAUCAAUUAUCGUUGCUCCAAAGAAAGAUAUUGCUAAAUUGAAUAAACUGUUCCCACAAAAGGCAACUAAAACUGUAACACCACCAUCAAGCCUGAAAGCAACGAAUGGUACAACAACCUCGCCAGUAGUUAAUCACGUGGUUCAACUGCCACCAAAAGAACCUAUCAGCACAUCAAACACUACCACCACUAGUACUACUACUGCUAGAGUUGAAAAGCUGUCAGAACAGACAAAAACCCAAUCAUCACCACAACCUCGGACUCCAAGUACUGAAACUAAAAAGAGGAAACUGAAUUCCCCAACAGAUGAGUCUACAAGUCGAUUAAAUAGAAUUACCAAAUUAAGACCCGCCACUCCUCAUUCAAAAGCUACCCAUAGUUUGACUUUGGAAGAUACUAUAAAUAGUUCAACCACAAGAGUCAUUCCAUCACCAACCAAACCUCAAGAUAGUACAAACGGAAUUGUAAAUGUUAAAUCAAGUAAUCCUACGGCAUACGCUACUAUGGCUGAACUUUUAUCUGAACAACCACAACUGACUCAAAAUAAAGAUGAUGUAUCUGAGAUUCAAGAUUCGACAUCAGUUCAACCUUCAACUGUUCUAGAGCCAACAAUGACUGCUUCGUCGUUUAGACAAUAUGGCAAGAAAAGAGUAACCAGAUCCAAUGCAAGUGGUUGGGGUGUACCAUCAGAUGAUAGUCAAUCAAAUGGUAAUGAUACCACUGUUGUUAUUAAUGGUUCAACUGUACCUAAUUCCGAAUCUAGUUUAAGCCAAGUUACAAGAGGUGCCACUAUAACUGAUUCUGUGAGUUUGAUUAGUCCAGAUGCGGGUGAUUAUGAUGAAGUUAUGUCUGAUGCAGAUGAAGGUUCAACUGUGGUGAUUGAAACCAAUAAACAUAAAGAUCAAACCGCAUCGAUCAAUGGAAGGGAUGAUAGUGAUAAUGAUGAUGAAGUAGAAAAUGGAACCAUUCAAAGUGGUGAUGAUAGAACUAAUAAUAAUGGACAUACAUCAACCAUGACGGCUAAUGGGAGUGGAUCUGAUUCUUCGGAAUCGAAUUCAUCUCAACAGCGAUUACUUACGAAUGAGGCUAAUGAUGAUGGAGAAAAAGAAGGAGAAUCAAAUCACCUUCAAAUUGAAUCUACUAGUAAUGAUAAUAUUUAUAAUUUACUUGAACAUAAUAUGAGAGUAUUAAGUCAAUCAUUAGUGGAUAAAUUACGAGAAUUAGAAAAGAAUAUUGAAUUUCGAAAGAAUCAUUAUGAACAAGAUAUUGAAACUCAAUUUGAUAUUAUUGAUUUUAAAUCUCGACAAUUUGAACAAGAUAUGCAAGUUCAAAUUGAUUUAAUUCAAUUAAAGAAGAAACAAUUUGAAUUAGAUUUACAAGAACAAUUUAAAGUUAUUGAAUUUGAACAUCGUCAAAAUUUAAAAAAUCUUCAAGAAUAUUAUAAAUCUGAAGUUGAAAAGAUCUUUAAAGCGUAAUGUGGAGGUAAGUGUGGGUGUAAAUAGGGCAUGUCAUAUUAUUUAUUAAACAAAGUGUAUUAAUAUACAUUUUAGAAAAUGUACGUCUAUAUAUAUAUAUAAAUAAAUUAUUCUUACUUACUUUUUCAACUUUAAGAAUGAAAAGAUCUCCUUUGCGAAAUCAGGAGGAUUAUCAAGAUAUAAAUGAUGACCUGAAUUACUCAAGAUUCUAAAUCUGGCUAAUUCAUCAU